Molecule: messenger RNA, 354 nt
Organism: Phacochoerus africanus (Common warthog)
Lineage: Eukaryota; Metazoa; Chordata; Mammalia; Artiodactyla; Suidae
Product: 60S ribosomal protein L10-like
Exons: 1
Biological process (GO): ribosomal large subunit assembly; translation
Cellular component (GO): cytosolic large ribosomal subunit; ribosome
Molecular function (GO): structural constituent of ribosome
Source: RefSeq, a predicted model, not a curated record
CUGGCAUGUUGUCCCCAAUGCAGGCUCCAGACAGGCAUGCGUGGUGCCUUUGGAAGGCCCCAGGGCACGGUGGCCCACGUCCACAUUGGCCAAGUCAUCAUGUCCAUCCGCACCAAGCUGCAGAACAAGGAGCAUGUGAUUGAGGCCCUGCACAGGGCCAAGUUCAAGUUCCCUGGCCGCCAGAAGAUCCACAUCUCUAAGAAGUGGGGAUUCACUAAGUUCAACGCAGAUGAAUUUGAAAACAUGGUGGCAGAAAAGAGGCUUAUCCCCGAUGGCUGCGGGGUCAAAUACAUCCCUAAUUGCGGCCCUCUGGACAAACGGCGGGCCCUGCACUCAUGAGAGCCUUGGCAGCGC